Molecule: messenger RNA, 435 nt
Organism: Cooperia oncophora
Lineage: Eukaryota; Metazoa; Nematoda; Chromadorea; Rhabditida; Trichostrongylidae
Source: the annotation of a GenBank genome assembly
AUGGAAGAAGGAACGAGCGAUGAUGAUGACCAGAGCACGGCCACAAGUUCCGAUGGUGUCAUGGAGCGAAUCAUUCUUCAUGUCUAUGACGAUGAAUCAAAAGAGUUCAGCUCAUUAACAACGUAUCAUGGAAUGAGUGGCUCUAUGCUUUUCUUCUAUCACUCUCAUCCAACAUUUUUCAAAACCACUGAUAGUUUGCUGAGGGCGGAACAUCUUCCCGCAGUGACGAUCUGUAAAGUGGGCGGAGCCCACCAAUGGAGAAAUUAUCGAGAGAUUAAGUCACUAGUCGAAAUGAUGCCGUCAUUUGACGCGAUGUUUAUUGGACAGCCGUUGAAUGCCGACGAUUUAAUGAACCUGCGCAGGCUCGAAGACACACUUACGAAUGUCACGGGUUCAAGAUUCAAUCUGAAGCGAUUCCUUGAGGAUUCAAGGUGA